Molecule: messenger RNA, 681 nt
Organism: Acytostelium subglobosum LB1
Lineage: Eukaryota; Evosea; Eumycetozoa; Acytosteliales; Acytosteliaceae
Exons: 1
Coding region: 1-681 (226 amino acids)
Cellular component (GO): mitochondrion
Molecular function (GO): flavin adenine dinucleotide binding; flavin-dependent sulfhydryl oxidase activity
Source: RefSeq, a predicted model, not a curated record
AUGGGAUUAUCUGAUAGACUAUCACAUAUAAAGAUAAAUAGUGAACAAAAUAAGAUUAUUGCUGAUGAUCUACAGAAGCAAGAUAAGAAGUCUACAACUACCACAACCAUAUCAUUGCCAAAGGAAGAUCAUACUGCUGAAGACUGUGGCACAUGUACACUGUUGGGUGUCUCAGAGACAAAGAAUCAGAUGUUCCAAUUCAUGAACAAUCCAGGCGCUGGUAGUUCCUCAGCGUCAACUUCAAAGGGAAAUCAGUCGUCUGUGACCAACAGCAAUAGCAGUAAGAGCAGUAAACAGGAGGAUCAAGCAUUUUGGGAACCAAUGGAUGAGCCUGUUGAUACGAUCGAACUUGGAAAUAGUGGAUGGAAACUAUUACAUACUAUCGCGGCUUACUAUCCGGACAAGCCAACGACACAGAAACAGCAACAUACAAAGUCAUUCCUAGAGUCGUUCUCACACGUCUAUCCUUGUCAAGUGUGUGCCAAGGACUUUCAGGAGAUCCUGGUUGCGACACCUCCGCGUCUGAACAACCAACACGAGUUUGCACAGUGGAUGUGUGAGGCACACAAUCAUGUCAACAACCUACUUGGCAAACCAUCAUUCGAUUGCGAUCUCGUCGACAAGCGAUGGAAGAGAAAUAAGCCACCCAAUCAAGCUGGUGGUGGUGAUGGAGGUCAUUAA